ACGUGAGGUUCCGACGGUUGACGGAAAUACCCGAAAAAUUGGACGGGUAGUCAUACCUGUAUAUUUUUGUCACAUGACCAACAUUUUGCAUAUGGCCGUGUAAACAUUAAGUUGAGUCCCCCCCCCCAUGAAAUAUGAAGCUGUGUCUACUGUGCACUUUGGUCAGUUUUGUCCUGAUGGUCAAAGGUCAAAUUCAAAGUCUUGUACCUUGUAAUAGUCAGCCUACAGAUUACACCGGUCCACCACUUCCGGUUUUACCGGAUCAGUUCCAGACGGUGAUUGAAGCAAACAUUGUACAGAAAAACAGAACAGUGAAUCUGAUGGAAUACUAUGAUUUACAUGGUAACAGGGGAGCUUUUUUACACUACAACAGGACUACACAGCAAACUAUGAGAACAGUUAUGGACUUCAAGGCAAAAGAAGCCCGAGUUAUCUAUGAAAAUAAUCUUUGCACUUAUUUGAAUACAAGUGGGUCAAGAAACGGAUUCAUGUUCAUGUCCGCUGAAAAUGGCACCCAAAUAAAGUCAAUAAAAGAAUUACUGUACUUUGGAAAAGAUAAGGGUGAAGUUUUCAUUGAUGGAGAUAAAAAGGUUGGUAUAAUUUUUUUAUGGGUAUAAUAGCAAUAUGAUGGAGCAAGU
Molecule: messenger RNA, 638 nt
Organism: Ruditapes philippinarum (Manila clam)
Lineage: Eukaryota; Metazoa; Mollusca; Bivalvia; Venerida; Veneridae
Exons: 4
Coding region: 135-617 (160 amino acids)
Source: RefSeq, a predicted model, not a curated record